Molecule: messenger RNA, 2715 nt
Organism: Wickerhamiella sorbophila
Lineage: Eukaryota; Fungi; Ascomycota; Dipodascomycetes; Dipodascales; Trichomonascaceae
Product: mRNA decapping complex subunit 2
Exons: 1
Coding region: 1-2715 (904 amino acids)
Biological process (GO): deadenylation-dependent decapping of nuclear-transcribed mRNA; nuclear-transcribed mRNA catabolic process, nonsense-mediated decay
Cellular component (GO): cytoplasm; P-body
Molecular function (GO): manganese ion binding; RNA binding; 5'-(N(7)-methylguanosine 5'-triphospho)-[mRNA] hydrolase activity
Source: RefSeq, a predicted model, not a curated record
AUGCCCGUCACACCCUAUUCGUACAAGCGGUUCAGCCUUGACGAUGUAUUGAUUGAUAUAGCUGUGCGGUUUAUCUUGAACUGUCCCGAGGAGGACUUAUCAACCCUCGAGCGGUUCUUUUUCCAGGUCGAAGAAGCUCACUGGUUCUAUGAAGACUUUGCCAGGGUCAGCCACCCAGCCCUUCCGCACAUGACACUAAAGAGCUUUGUUGAAAGCUUGUUCCUAGCAGUACCACUAUUGAAAGACUACAUUACCAACCCUAUUGACGGUCUGUCCAAGUUCAGAAGCUACAAAUCUGUUAUUCCCGUCAGAGGUGGUAUCAUAUUGAAUGAGACGUUGGACAAGGUCCUCAUGGUGCAGCCCUGGAAGUCCAGAGUUUGGGUAUUCCCAAGAGGUAAGAUCAACAAAAACGAGUCGGAUGAGAAAUGUGCCAUCAGGGAGGUUCUUGAAGAAACCGGAUUUGAUAUGGGCGCAUAUCUUGUCCCCAACGACUUUAUCGAAGUGACCAGACAGAACAAGAAUAUUCGACUUUAUGUGGUUAAAGGUGUACCUGAGUCAACUGUUUUCAAAACGCAAACACGAAAAGAAAUUUCUGAGAUCAAAUGGCACAAGGUACAGAGUUUGCCCGUAUUUUCGAAAAGCAAAAAAGUCGCUGCGUACCAAACGGCUAUUCCGUUCUUGUACAGUCUCAAGCAGUAUAUUGCUCGGGCUCGUGGUGAGGUGUCUGAGCUGUCUACCCAGGAAACAAAUGCCCUCAAAAACCUGCUGGGUCUCAAUGGCCAAGUCGAGACAGAUCAGGCAAGUGCGCAGAGAUUGGUUUCUAUGAUCCAGGCUCCCAUGCAGGCACCUUUGUUCCCUCCGGCACCCCAGUUCGAUGUGGUACCAAUGUAUCAGGAUCGACAAGUGAUUAUGGAUCUAUUCAAAAACAGAGAAUCGUCUGAGGAAAAUAUCAAGAGUGCACAGCAUAUUUUGCAGCUUUUGCAACAUGAAAUUGCUACCGAGGAGGUCAUCAAAACUCCCGCAAAGAUCAUUGUUCCUGCUUCUGAAGUCCCAACCCCAACGCCUGGUAAUUAUGCUUCGCCACCGCCUGUUCCUCCGAAUACCAUGCUCCAGUCGCUGCUAACCAAUCGCAAGGGCACGAAUUCUGGCAUGCUCUCUGUUCUGGGCGGUGAGAGACCGUCUGCAAAACCUGCUCAGCCUGCUCAGCCUGUACAGCCCAUGAAAUCGGAGAAUAAUCUGCUUUCGUUUUUGAAAACUGGAUCGACUAUGUCGUCUAGUGGCAAGUCACUUAUGUCGUUGCUAAAGGGUCCUGAGCCUGAGACUUUGAACGCAACUGCAAACCCAUCUAAUUUGACUUCAAAUCACUCUUCGGCCAAAAAUUCGUUAAUGGCAAUGCUAACCAAGGGCAAACCUCCUGCUGAGGGCGUUUUGGAAAAGCCCUCGGUUCAGAACGCACCUGCUAACAAUCUGAUGGACCUUCUGAAGACGUCCACACCCACAACCCACGAACAGACUGAAGAGGUGACACAGGAGCGUGCCGACGAACCGGUCAUGAAGCCGAUUGAGGAGCAUGUCGAAAACUUUGCUGAGGAGCAUACCGAAAAGUUUACCGAGGACCAGGCGAAAGCGCAGACCGUACAGGCAAAACUGCGCGGUAAAGCAGAGUCAGAUCUGCUCGGUCUGUUGAAGGCCUCUGAUGCUGCGGUAUCUGCAGAAGCGGUUGGUAAAAUCCCUGAACCUCAAUCAAGAACCGCAAGCUCAAGUCUUAUGGAGCUUUUGAAUGGUAACAAAGAGGUCAAGUCUGCACCUCACCCUGCACCUGCACCUCACCCUGCACCUGCACCAGCCCCCCCCAAUGUGAGUUUGAUGGAGCUGCUAAAUAGCGGGCAACCGACAGAUGUCAAAACAGAGGCCGAUAAGGAUAAAUUUCAGAGCACAGCUGGUUCUGAGCUGAUGAACCUGUUGCACGGAGGCAUGGAGCUGACAACUAAAGCGCCAGCCAACUCGUCUAUUGAACAACCCAAGCAAGCAGAGCCUGUUGAAGCCUCAAAGAGGCCUAACCUUAUGGAUCUACUUAAGCCCCGAGAAUCAGCGGGCAAAUCAGCAGAAAUACCGGACACUGCCGCCUCUCAAGUCAAACCACGGGAGGGUAAUGGCGACACAAAGAUCGACGCUGUCCAGCCACUUAUCGACGCGACGAAUAACUCAACUAUGCCUCUCAGGGAAUCGUCACCCGCAGCAUCAUCGUUGAUGAAUUUGCUGCAGUCCGCUGUCAGUUCCGAUCCUGGUCAAAUUGCAGCUGAAAAGCAGGAGCAUGCAGGCGGCGGUGUCUUACAGAGCCGCACGGAAUCGGAGGAGCUGCAGAACAAGAGAGGUGGAGAUGACCCAGAAAGCAAAAACAUCAAACGACGUGGGGAUGAUUCCAAACCCAAGCAAUCAGAUCAGAAAAAGGCGAGUAAUGGAAAACAGGCGGCGGACACAGGAUCGUCGAAGGGAUCGCCGGCACCCCAAUCACGUGGCCACAACGGACCUCCGGGUAGGAAUACAAAGGAUGAGCUCAAGUCGGCCACUCUGAAAAACCCCAGCAAGCCUCCGCUUCUCGCACGAUAUUCCCGAGAUACACUCAAGGGAACUGUGCCUGCGUUUACAGCGGAUGGGUAUCCUAUCGAGCAAGAUCUCGUCCUCUAUCUGAGACAGGUGCUAGAGAUUGCUUGA